Messenger RNA from Dalotia coriaria, 3458 nucleotides. RefSeq lists its product as uncharacterized. NCBI's taxonomy places the organism in Eukaryota, Metazoa, Arthropoda, Insecta, Coleoptera, Staphylinidae. The coding region runs from base 100 to 498 and encodes 132 amino acids. The record is from RefSeq and is a predicted model, not a curated record. The transcript has 3 exons.
AAUAAAAUUACCCAUAAAAACUUGUAGACAUUAUCAUAAUAUAAAUAACUGGGACAAAAAGUUUAUAAACUUAUCUUGAAAAGUUUACAUCGAACCACAAUGGGUAAAAGUGGCUUCCUGUUAUCGUUGAUGGUGUUAGGAGUGGCGAUUGGUUCCAGCAUGGCACUGCAAUGCCUCAAGUGCGGGCUGUACAAUGAUGGGGUUGGUUCCAUCACACCCUGUAUAAACUCCACCUAUAUGGAGUUGAUUGAUUGCCCUUCGAAGGAUCACAAAUAUUGUAUUAAAUACAUGAGCGAAGGAUCCAUAGUUCGAGAUUGUGUUGCUGACUGCACUGAAAAAGAUAAUUGGAGCUCAAGAUCAUUCUGCUGCAAAGAAGAUGGUUGCAACGCAUCACCACGUGGAGUUGAAUCAACGCCAUACUUGUAUUUCCUUGGAGCUGUGGCAACGCUACUUAGCGGCAGCGCCAUCUCUACUUACGGAGCGCACACAACGCACUGAAAUGAGUGAGCUAUCGGUAUCGACCAUCGGCAACCACAUAACCACUCAAAAUUUUCCGCACUUGAACAUGCCCACUCAACCGAACGCAUAACGAAACUAACAAAAACAUGACAAUUAUCAUCAAUACAAAAUUUUCCGAAAUAAUAUCAGAAACAAAAGAAAAGCAAAAUAAACUCGUUGAAAAAGAUUUAACUAGUCUUCCUUAUAAAAGCAAGUACGGCUCUGUGUCAAAAUAAAUUCAAAGCAACUCUUUAAAUCUUCCCAAAAAUAGUCACGCAUUCCGUGUGUGUGCGUAGAACACACUGUAUCAUCUACAAUAUACAGAGCAAAUUUGAAUCUUUCGACAUUUAUUGAAUUGCAUUAUUGAAUCUUAGGUUUAAGAAAAGAAAAAACAACAAAAAAUGAGAAGAUGAAAACACGUAUAUUCUAAAAUUCGUAAUUCUAAUUAAUUAGCGAAACCAAAGUUACAACAAGAAGAAGAUAAGCAAAGCAAACAAGUAAACACAAAUGUAAUCAACAAGUAAAAAAAGCGUAAAAAGUAAAAGCAAAAAUAAUCGUACGUAAGGAGAAAAUAAAGCAGCGACGAAGCAUUAGACAGAAAUCGGAUUGAUUAAAUUAAAGUAUUUAAACAUUAAAGUAUCGAACUAUAUUUAGCAGAUAGAAACUAUUUGAAUAUAAAUAUAUAAAUAAAUAUAUAUAUAAAUAUAAUUAAUUACCUACUUAUUACUUAAAUAUAUUCGCAAAAUUAUCAAGUAUGGCGUACACAGAUUCAAACAAACAAAUAAUUGAGUAACGAAUAUAUGAAAGUCUAAAUUCAAUAUGGCGAUCGAAGUGCACAAGUGAAUAAUGUCGACGUUCGUGGUUCAUUUGUUUUACAAACGACGCACGACGAGUGAAAUAAUCGCAUUGCACUUGACGCCAAUCGAGCAUUUAAUUAAUUAAUUGAUUAAUGCGUUAAUUAACUAAUUAAUUAUAUAUACAUGCUGGUUUUGAAUGUUCCGAGCGUAAUAUGAAGCGAUCAAUAUCAACUUCAAACAGAAGAAACAAAGUUAUUCCUUGAUUAGCAAGAAACGUGUGUGAAUUGAGGAAUUCAUGCAAAACUAAUCAGAGAAGAUGAAAAAGAAACGGAAAAAUGUUUUGUUGCAAAGUUUCUUUUGUGCGUUUUGUUAUUAUUUGUAUGGUUUUAUUCUAAGCUAGGCAACCAACCGUACCAGGCACAAAGCAACACACAAAACAAUCGAACGAAACCGAACAAAAUGUUAUUCACUCGAAAUCAUUAUGUCUUAUCGGAUUUGCAAGUCCGUUUGUUAAUUUUCUCACUAUUUCUAUUUUUAUAUUAAGCACCAAAGCAAUCUGCUAUUUUUCUUGCAAUUCAAUUGUUUCGUAUAUAACAUAAUGUUUGCAUCGACACGCAAUAAGCGAAUUAAACAGCUGAAAACUUUAAACACUCGAAACUCGCAACUGGAAACUGGAAAUUCGUUAGAUGUACGUUCGGAAUCGUUCGAGAAGUUCGAGAAUUAUAAACGAAUUACACGCGAAUGCAAUUUACGAGUAAAUACGCACACCAGCAGCACCAAAGCAUUCGCGGUUCGUAAAACAUUCGGAACAAGAACAAGAGCGAGUGUACGUAACACGCAUAACGGAUAAGAUGGCGGAAUGAAGAGACGAUAAUUUGAUAACAAGAUAAAUGAUAAGAGCAUGAGACGAUACGAUGACAAACAGCAGCGCACGAAUUCACUUUACGGACGAAACAAGAAAACAAAAGAAGACGGAGAUCGCGAGUGGAGUGCAAAAAGAAAAUUGAGAUGUUUGCAUGAGUUAAACUUUUGUUGUGUUGUCUUUGUGUUCUUAACCCAACUCGGACAAAUUCUGACAGCAUGCUGUUGAUAAAUUGCGAAUGCAUGACGUUGCAAUUUGCGAAAAAACGACGUAAAGUGACAAAACAAUUUUUAUAUUUUUGAAACAUAUUUUUUCUAAUAUAAAUGUUUCUUCUGAUUGAAGUUUUGAAAGUGAAACGAAAGUUGUUUAUAGACCAUUGUGAAUCAUCUAUCUCUUUAACAUUAACAUACUAGGUUAGGUUUUGGGUAGGCAACCAAACGCGCUCGUGCGUUUUUCAGUAGCACUACGAACGUACGGUAGGUUAAUUUUAGAUGAUUAUCGCACUCUUCGCAUAAGAAAUGCAUAAGAACGCUUUAUUAUACAUAUAAUACCACCUAUGCCACCGUACUCACACGUGAGGGAAGCCUAACCACACUACUAACAUAAUCUACAACACCUACUACAAUUCGUAUAGAAAACCACACUGUAGGUUUUUUUUGUUAGAGUAAAAUUUUAAUCAUUUAUACCAAUUGAAGCAUCAAAAACUAUAAAGAGCAAUAUAAACUUUGAAAAAUAUAUUAGUACGAAUAUAUUUUAUGUAAUAAAUUAAUUAUUAUGUUUUACUGGUUGAAACAAAGCUUCAAAUGUGAUUUAAAACUUAGAAAGUUAUAAAUAUUGAACAAGAAUGAUGUAAUAGGUCUACAUACAGUGUGUUCAUAAGAUCUAUUGCAUAAAAUUUGCACGUUUCUUUGAAUUUAAAGCCAAAAAAACUAAAAAAUUACAAAAAACACAGCCAACAACACAAACAGCACAUAAUUCGUUAUUGUAAAGCUUUAAUAAACCUUAUAACCCAAAAAUUUAAUUAUUAAGUGUUACCGGUUAUGAUAUAUGUUAUUUUGUCUUGAUAAUUAUAAAUAAUUGCCAAAAUUGUAUUAAAAUUUAUUGCAAAAUGUUUCCAAAUUGUAACAACGUGACACUCUGUAUAAUGUUUUAUUAUAGUGUUAAGUCUCUGUUAACAGUAUCAAAUUAUAUAAAUUAGUGAUGUAAUUUGUAAAUUAAACUAUUCGAAUUAGUUGAUUUCGAUGAUAUUUAUGAUAAUUAUGAAAAUUGUGACGAUUAAAUAUCCAUUAUUUCAAAAAAAA